Messenger RNA from Cadophora gregata, 3820 nucleotides. RefSeq lists its product as uncharacterized. The record is from RefSeq and is a predicted model, not a curated record. The coding region runs from base 161 to 3820 and encodes 1219 amino acids. Lineage: Eukaryota; Fungi; Ascomycota; Leotiomycetes; Helotiales; Ploettnerulaceae. The transcript is spliced from 3 exons.
ACUGAUUGCUGGAUGCGAUGCCAGACAAUCCGCACUUCUGAGGUGAAGCAGACAUGGUGUUUCCAGUCGGAGUUCUUGAGAGGUCUUGAAGUUUUCUCGCUUUUACCAUUCCCGGGAUACACAGUGGCAGUAAUCUGUCUCCGUCGACACUCACCUCAUCAUGGUCGCCCAAACGACUCGUGGGAAUCCGGAUGGUCCUCGGUUCUUGACGCAGAGAAAUCUCGAGCGACGGAUUCGCGGUAUAUCUGGCGAUAAUGAAUCCACACUUCCCAAGGGUUUCAUGCAACUUUUCUCAUAUUAUAAGCCAAGUUUGACAGCUGGAAACUACUGUAUCAUCGCCGAGCAGUUUAUAUCUUCAAGCAAAGGACAACAAAAUGAACAAAGCCUCCGAAUAUGUAACCGAAAGGGAACGGCGAGCUUGCCAGAUAACCAACCCUCCGAGAAACAGAUCCUCGAAGUGAUGGCACCGCAGUUCAGCCUGGACCCCAAAUUGGUCAACAGCUUUUAUCCACCAGAGGGUCAUCAGGAUGAGGGGCGUAUUUUACCUCACAUUGUAAUCAACGAUCCUCAUUUCCCGUGGGAACGAGAUGCGGACAGUGAAUUUGGCGGAGGAAACGAUGAUCCGCUGGACAAGGCACGACUGAGAGAUCCGGAUGUCAAUGCGGCAGGCAAAACCUUAGACGGACAAGGCAACCUAACUGAGGACCGCGAAAAGAUGAGGUAUCGGUCCAUUAUUCCAUGGGUUCGCCUGCUCGUGUUUGAUGUUGAAGAGUUGAAACUAGACUCUGCUCAGGAAGCACGGGCUCUUGGCGUUCCUGACUUUGUGGCUCUGGACAGUCCCAAGGCCGAUAUCAAACGCCAGCCUGCUAAUGGGGCCUUCUCCAUGUUAGCAAAGGAUUACUUUGCAAUCCCAGAGACCAAUCGGCUCCCAAUUUACCAGUCAGAUCCUGCCGGUUUGGAGGAGGUCAAGACUGGCAGACGGUCAAAGGAAACAACUCAAGUCAUAUAUCCGAAGAAGGAUCUUUUCUACCAACUAUGCCACGAUGUUGAAUCAAACAAGUACCUUGCCCAUGUUCGCAAUGUAAACACCAUUGGAUGCCCAGAUGCAGGGGUUGAGGAGGAAGGCCUCUUCAGUAUUGUAAUUUCGGCUCGUACAGGUGCCCUCAAGAAUCCAACUCCAACCACUCAGGUUGUGCACCUGAUUUCGCUUGAAAGCAUUCAUUCUACCAUCAAGAUACAAGGGUGGGAUUCAACUCAGGGACCACCCGGUGCACAGAAAGAGGAACGUAUUGGUCUGAUAUCACUUUUCUCAUGGACAUAUACUGCUCUCCCACCCAAUCCAAUCAAUUUCAUCGAUACAAUGAUGGCAAUUGUUGGGAAUGAGAAUGGGCCGAGUGCCGUUGACCAAGUUCCUCCUCUUCAAUCCAAACAAGGAAACAGGCAGAUGUUACGAUCUAAUGAUGGACUGAUCGAUGCUCUUGACAACGAGCUGGAUCCAGGGGAAAAGUCACAAAGCAAGCUACUGGCUUCACGACUGAGGCAUGGCUAUACUAUUUCCCGCUGGCGGUGCGAGACUGGCGAAGUUACAGCAGCAUUUACUCGUGGUCCACUUGUGCCUGUCAAGCCGGCUCGUUCUCCAAGCCCGGAUUGGCCAACUGGCUCCAAUACGUCGAAGAACUAUCAAAUACUCGAUAAGACGACGGGAUUGAUGGAUCUUUCCUACUCUUCUGCUUGGAAUAUGGGUAAAACGCUAGCAAUAUCAGACACAUCAUUCAGUGCCGCCUUGCUGCGUUUCCGAAGCCAAAUUCAUAAUGGUGCCGCUUCAAUUGCCCGUGCUCAGUUCAACGGGUUACUUUCGCGCUCCGAUGCUCUCAAAAAAGUACUUGAUGGAGUAAUAUCCAUUCGAUCACGCCUCGGGGAUCAUGUAGCCCCUCCUCGCAGGGUUAUUCCAGUUGGCAACCGACAUCUCACCACAGCUCUCGACAACAUACAACUUGCUGCUGCGAUGUCUAAAGCUGUCCUCAAUGAGGUUACGAUGGCAUCACAAGCUGGCAAUGAAGUCUUCAACGAGUUCAAUGUUACUGGCGAAAACAAUACAGACUGGUCGAUUAUUCUGAAGUGGAUAACGGAUCGGCUCUACCUAAACAACAUCCCAGCACACAUUCUGUUUCCAGAUCCUACCUUCAUUCCAGAGGAGUCUAUACGGUUCUUCUACAUCGACGACACUUGGAUGGACUGCUUGAUUGAUGGAGCUCUGAGUGUGGGGAAUCAUGUUGAGAAGAAUGAUGAUAUGGUCAAGACUGCCAUAAAGCAACUCUACAACGUCUAUUUGUCAACAACAGUGCCAAACACAUCGAUCAAACCACAGAUUCCACACUACGGAUUUGUUCUCCGCAGCCAGAUAGUCAAAGUCAUGCCAGACCUUAGAAUCACAGUAAAUUGGAACACCAUUGACGACAACGAUCAGCGCGCUCCCGUAUGUCAGUGGAUACGCCCCGAUGAUCAUACACUGCUUUGUCUGCUUGAUCGACCACCUGAAGAAUUGGCCAAGUUCGAUUCUGCGCAUCCCGAUCGCUCUGGAAUUGUAUUAUCACAACCCCCGCAUCAACAGCGCUUCAGUUUCGGGCACGCCUACGAUCCAGUGGCAAACAAGUUUGGAUUUAGACUGCGCCAUUUGUACACCACCAAAGAUGACGUGCCAUCAGGAGAGUGGAAAGUCCUGGAAUCGCUCGAACCUGGAAUAGAGGCUGCAAAGCAAAUCGAUGAUAAUACUAGGGUACUCAAAGUUGGUGAACUUGCAAAAACAAUCAAUCGAGGAAUUCAGCAGGAAAUAGGUGCAGAUUCACAGAAUCCUAGCUCGGGGUAUGUGGACUUCGUCCCCAACUCUGCCGAGUUGGCACUGGAGCUCAACGAUCCAGCUUACUACUUCAUCAUAUAUCCGAGAUUAGAUGCUCAAAGUACGAACAAAAGCCAGAGACUUAGGAAAAUUUGGGCUGCACCAGUUCAACCCAGAGUUCCCGAUCCAGAGCCGACACAACCACCGGGCACCUCUCCUCCCAUAGGACCUCCAUUACAGCCUCCGCUUGCUGAUGGACCGAUACCAAUAAUUCCUGUUCGUCCAGAUGUUCCUGGACAAGCUGGCAAAGUCAUCGUGGUGGAUCAUCCUGUCAUGCCAUCGGACAGAGAUACUGGCAACGUUCCCAUUAACAUGAUGCCGAAGAAAUGCUUUACUAUGGAUGUCUUUGUUGACUACAGAGGCCUACGACUACGUGAGAAUGGAGCCUACGACCAAGGAGAUUAUAUCCCCACCCAGAGCAAAUAUCUGGCUGAUCUCAUAUUCUCCAUUAGAAAAGGAAUCAAUCGCACAGACCCCAGAAACAACCAAAUGCUGCGCGAAAUCGUGAUUCACAUUCCCAAUACGCCGGAUCCAAACGAAUCUACAAAGACGGAUGCCCUUAUCACGAAAGAUUGGAAAGGUCGAGCCCGACUUCUCAGCAAUCAGCGUUUCGUUACUUUCGUUAGCCGGACACCUAAAUAUCUGGAGAUCCGACUCAUUCCACGCAGUGCGGAAAUAAACCCGGUGAUCAAAAUGAAUGACAACAAGACGAGGGAAAUUAGCUUUGUGUUGACGGAAGUCAAUGUACCGAGAACCGCUGUGAAGAAGUUCUUCACGAUCAAAGGCGAAAGGCAAAAUUUGGAGUUUGGAUUCGCUCGGAUCGACCUGUGGGAGAGGUACCAAUUAGAUCCAAGUGGAUUACAGGUUGUCAGUAUCACUGAUCCGAGGAAGUACUUUGUCAUCAAGAAGGAAGUGGAAGACUGA